Molecule: messenger RNA, 1806 nt
Organism: Actinia tenebrosa (Australian red waratah sea anemone)
Lineage: Eukaryota; Metazoa; Cnidaria; Anthozoa; Actiniaria; Actiniidae
Source: RefSeq, a predicted model, not a curated record
AUGACUGAGACCUGGUUGAGCAACGAUGAUCAAGACGUACAUAUCAUAUCGGAAGUUUGUCCAACUGGGUAUCAGUUGAUCAAUGUACCAAGAGGUUCAAGAGGUGGUGGUGUARCGCUCUUAUUCAAGAACUUGCUAAAGGUCCAGAGUCAGCCUACUAUUAGAAGAAAAUUCAAAUCUUUUGAAUUUACUGACCCGUUAGUAAGACAUUUGUCUACGAGUUUGAGAGUUAUUAUUGUAUACCGCCCACCUCCCACUAGCGUUAACCAAUCUUCUCUUACAUUGUUCUUUGAUGGAUUUCCUAUUCUUUUGGAGCAUCUGGCCAUUGCAUCGGGAUCCCUUCUCCUGGUUGGUGAUUUUAACCUCCACGUUGAUGAUGCCUGUGAUUCUAUAGCUGCGCGAUUUCUUCAUCUCCUGGAAUUGUUCAAUUUCAAACAACAUGUGACUGAAUCAACUCACAAGAACGGUAAUACUCUUGAUUUGAUCAUCACUAGGGCUGAUGAGUCGAGUAUUAGCAAUGUUAGAGUGGUUGAUCCUUGUAUUUCAGACCAUUAUGUAGUUGGAUGUACUAUUGCCUUAUCUAAGACCGCCUUUGAGAGAAAAGAGGUCCAUUAUCGCAAGUUAAAAUGUGUUGACAUACAACAAUUCCGUGAUGACAUUGCCAGUUCAUCUCUAGUUGAUUCUAGCAGUCAACAAGAUGUCACUUCAGCUGUGAUCUUCUAUAAUUCUGUCUUGACUGACAUACUUGAUGAGCAUGCACCUGUAAAGAAACGAGUCUUGACCCUACGCCCUAACGCUGCUUGGUAUACUGAAGAUAUACGAGAGGAGAAGAUCAAACGCAGAAAGCUUGAACGUCGCUGGAGAGCGUCUCUACUCACCGUGGAUCGCCAACUGUAUGUUGAUCAAUGCAAACAUGUCAACAAGUGUGUUCAUGAAGCUAAAAUGGCAUACUACUCUGGCGUUAUUUCUGACAAUCAAUCAGAUCCACAUAAAUUAUUUUCUACAGUUAWCAAAUUGUUACAUCGUAAUGAUUGUAUGCGUCUACCAACUUCAGACAAUGCUGCAUCUUUGGCAACURCAUUUGCUGACUACUUUACAGAAAAGAUAACUUUGAUAAAAGAUAGCCUUCACACAAAAAUAGCUGCGUUGAAUGAUGCUGAUUCUGUGCUUGAUAACAGUUAUCAUUGUGACUCUUGCUUUACUGAGUUUAAGCCUGUAUCAGCUCAAGAACUCUCUACUCUACUUGGUCCUUCUGGCCUUAAAUCCUGUUCUCUUGAUCCACUUCCUAGUUCGCUUCUGAAUAAGUGCAUUGACUUGUUGACUCCUUUCAUUACUAACAUUGUCACCAUUUCCUUGGAGCAUCAUACCGUUCCUGACAAGAUGAAGGAAGCCCUUGUUAGACCUGUUCUCAAGAAGUCAUCUCUGGACCAUGAGCUGUUAAAGAACUAUCGACCCAUCUCAAAUUUACCAUUUAUCACUAAAUGCUGUGAAAAAGUUGUUGCUCGUCAAUUGAAUCAGUAUCUUAAUGCCAAUCAUCUGAAUGAACCUUUUCAGUCAGCUUAUAAAUGCUUUCAUAGUACUGAAACAGCCUUAGUCAGAGUUCAGAAUGACAUUUUGCGAUCUAUAGAUGAAGACUACUGUUUCUACUUUUGGACUUGUCGGCUGCCUUCGWCACCGUUGAUCACCAAAUACUCUUGGGACGUCUUUCAAACUGCUUUGGAAUCAGCAGUAAGGCCCUCGCUUGGUUCAAGUCAUAUCUCCAUAAUCGCACACAGUUUGUCAACAUUGAAGGGAGCCGGUCGUUAA